GAUGGCCAAGCUGCAAAACUUCACUUGGGCAGUGGAAGACAUUUUCAAGGACACUUUCCUCAAUUAUAUGAACAGCUGGAGGAGAAACAUGACAGAAGCAGCGAAUAAACUGCAGGCUGAGGUGGCUGCUGAAAACUUUGACUACGUUAUCCUCUAUCUGAUGGUGAUGAUUGGGAUGUUCUCCUUCAUCAUCGUGGCCAUCCUGGUGAGCACGGUGAAAUCCAAGAGGAGGGAGCACUCCAACGAUCCCUAUCACCAGUACAUCGUGGAGGACUGGGGAGAGAAGUACAAAAACCAGGUUCUGAAUCCAGAAGAUCUCAAGUGUGUGAUCCAUGAAAACCUGGGGGCGAGGGAUAAAACAAACCCGGAAUCACCCUGA
Pseudopodoces humilis (Tibetan ground-tit) is the source of this 379-nucleotide messenger RNA. RefSeq names its product potassium voltage-gated channel subfamily E regulatory subunit 2 (gene KCNE2). The record is from RefSeq and is a predicted model, not a curated record. Lineage: Eukaryota; Metazoa; Chordata; Aves; Passeriformes; Paridae. Gene Ontology annotation, biological process: regulation of heart rate by cardiac conduction; regulation of ventricular cardiac muscle cell membrane repolarization; ventricular cardiac muscle cell action potential. Gene Ontology annotation, molecular function: delayed rectifier potassium channel activity; voltage-gated potassium channel activity involved in ventricular cardiac muscle cell action potential repolarization; potassium channel regulator activity. Gene Ontology annotation, cellular component: membrane; voltage-gated potassium channel complex.